CAAAGUGUUGACUCCGACAAAGAAGCUUCUAGCGUCGUCUUACGAUACACUUUCUCUUCAGGGAAAAUGCUUUGGUGUGUGACUCUUAUUCUUGUCAGCUUUAUCACAUCUCAAUCAGAGAGUUUACAGGUUAUUGGUCCAGAAGCUCCUCUUGUUGCUGUAGCUGGUGAAGAUCUGGUUCUGCCCUGUUUUAUCAAACCCAACACCAGUGCUGUGGACAUGACAGUGGAGUGGUUCAAACUCGAUGUAAAGGACUCAUUAGUGCAUCUCUAUAGGGAUCAUGAAGACAAAAAUGAAGGUCAGGCUCAGUCCUAUACAGGAAGAACAUCACUGUAUAAAGAGGAGCUACAGAAAGGCAACACUUCACUCAAACUCUCAGAUCUCAGAGUCUCUGAUGAAGGAGAAUAUAAGUGUCUUGUUGAGGACAAAUCCUUGUAUGAUGACAUCACUGUGAAGGUCAUUGUAGAGGCUCAGGGAAGCCACCCAGUGAUAAUGAUGGAGAGUUUUGAUAACUCAGGAGGGAUUAAUCUAGUGUGUGAGUCCAGAGGCUGGAACCCUGAACCUUAUGUUCUGUGGCUGGACAGAGAAGGAGACAAUCUGACUGCUGAAGAUACACAGAUACACAGAGACACUGAGGGCUUCAGUGUGAAAAGCCGCAUCACUGUUUAUGAUUAUAGCGACUCUAACAGGUUUUACUGCAGACUCCAGCAAAAACAUCACAUGAUGGAGACAGACAUUAUCAUCAAUAGUAAAGUCUUUGGUGCUUGGAAGUGGAUUGUUGGGAUUUCAGUUUCAGCAUGUCUUAUUGCUGUUGGAUUGAUCAUAACUGCAGUUGUUUGUCACAAGAAAGAGAUGCAGAAGCAGACUAUUAUCUCUCUAAAAGAGAGGCAGAUACAGAGGCUGGAAGCUGAACUGCAGAGACUGAGUGUGGAAUACGAGUUAUUAAAGAAGAAGAAGUAUACAGUGGAAGUGACUCUGGAUCCUGAUACAGCUCAUCCAUCUCUCAUCCUGUCUGCUGAUGGAAAACAAGUGACACGUGGAGAUGAAGAACAGAAUCUCGCUGAUACACCACAGAGGUUUAAUUAUUAUCCCUGUGUUCUAGGAAAGCAGAGUUUCUCCUCAGGGAGAUUUUAUUAUGAGGUGCAGGUCAGAGGGAAAACUGAGUGGAUAUUAGGAGUCAUGAGAGAGACCAUUAACAGGAAAGCAUGGAUUAUAGAGACUCCUCAGGAUGGAUUCUGGACUGUGGGACUGUGGAAUGAGAAUCAGUAUGAAGCUCAUGCUGGUCCCUCUGUCCCCCUCACACUGAGAGAGAAGGUGGAGGUUGUGGGGGUGUUUGUGGAUUAUGAGGAGGGUCUGGUCUCCUUUUAUGAUGUAAAGUCCAGAUCUCUUAUCUACUCUUUCACUGGUCAGUCUUUCACUGAAAAUCUCUAUCCAUACUUCAGGCCCGGUUCAAAUAAUGGGGGUAAAAAUUCAGCACCACUGAUCAUCUCUCCUGUAUUUAAGACUGAAUGAAUUUUCACCUCACAAAUAUAAUCAUCUAUUAAAUGUUGAGAAUAAAAAGAAACAUUUUAGUUUUUUUAGUUAAAUUUUAGAAACACAUUUUCCCUUUUAAAAUGCUGUACAGUUUAUUUUAAUACCUGGUUUUAAUUGUAAUCCUAAAGUCUGUUUGUUAUGAUUAUAAGACAUUAUGAUUGUGGAUCUUUGUCAUUACAAAUCACAUAUAAAUAAAGAUCAUUUAC
Molecule: messenger RNA, 1739 nt
Organism: Tachysurus fulvidraco (yellow catfish)
Lineage: Eukaryota; Metazoa; Chordata; Actinopteri; Siluriformes; Bagridae
Product: butyrophilin subfamily 2 member A2-like
Exons: 9
Coding region: 67-1512 (481 amino acids)
Molecular function (GO): protein binding
Source: RefSeq, a predicted model, not a curated record